UGUGAUGCUAUUCUAAAUUAAAAACGAUAUCAAAAUAAUUAAAAACGAAACUCAAUAAUGAAUGGAUUGAUUGUUUUCAACAAUUCCAACGAUGUGGUCUAUCAGAAAUUCAAUAAAAAGUUACAACAUCACUUUUUGGACAAGGCCAUAGAACAGGGAUUGUUGCCGGAGGAUUUCGCCAAAGAUAGUUGUGGUAGAAAAAUCGAUCAAAAUGUUCUGGUGCAGCUGUUUAGUCCCCUGAUAAAUUCCCAACGUAUUAUGCAUUGCCAAUUCGAUAAUUGCUAUGCCAGUAUCCAGUGUGAGGAGGAUUUGAAUUUGGUAUUUGGCGAAGUACUGGGCUAUCAGUUUAUAAGUAUUGCACAGGAAAAGCUGGAAUUGAUGCAGCGGCGAAUGGGUGUGGUUAUUGCCCUGGCCAAGGCAUGCUAUGGACCAAAUCUCUUUGCCAGUGAUGUUCAGGAGGAGUUGUUUACAACAUGUAUGGAAUGUUACGAGGAUGAGAUACGUGACACCGAUUUGAUACUUCAAGUUGAAGCCCUACCGCGGCUAAUUAUCAAUGCGGAGCUGCGAAGGGCUGUCAAGGGUAGUAUGGAUAGAGCAUUGGAUUGCCUAAAGGAUGGUGGUCAUUUGAAAUGCCAUACUUUGAUGUUUGUUGGAGUGAAAUUUGUUGCCAUAAAUUCCAGUAAAACAGCAUUACCCCUAAGUCCCUCCGAUUUACUUUUCCUUGCCCUACUGAUAAGAGCGUUACAGCGUGACUCUAGAGGAUUAAAUAAAACAAUGGCCAUAUUUCUACAGGGAGUGGCACAAGAUCCCCAAUCCGGUUGUGUACCCUGUAUUGCCCAUCUGAAUUCUCUCAACAAAGGCGUGGUGCUGAUACAGCUGGUGGAAUAUGCUCCUCUGUCGGUAGCCAGCAGUUUAUAUGAUACAUUCUUCGUUCUACAAAAAAUCGUCUCCAUUCAAAUGCAGGGAGAUGCAGAAGCAUUAAAACCCACCUAUGAAUCAUUGGAAUCAUUUGUACGCCAAUCACAAGAAUCCUUUAAAAAGGCCAAAAUUAAGGGAGACGAUGUGGAAAGUUGCUUCAAGAAAUUCUCUGCGAAGUGGGAAAAUCUAAAGAAAAUGUAUCACGAAUUCCUCAAGACGUACGAAAAAGAUUUGAUAGUGCGUAUAGAAUCGAACAUACCAUCAUUCCAUGAAGAUCUCAAGCAAUUAUUCACCUUGACAUGUUGUGAUUCAUCAUCGGUUAAUUUCCAACAGCUACCCGAAGUUGCCGCCAUUGUGGAGGGCAAACUAUUGGAAUUCUCCGAAUUCCUUGCAGUAAAGGCCGAAAGAAAUGUCACGAUUGAAGCAUAUUUGGAAGAUUUCCCCGGGCUCAUUCACUUCAUCUAUAUCAAUCGUUCAUCGGGACUAAUGAUCUCACCAGAUUUGAAGACAUCAAAUCCGUUAAUACCAAAGGAAAAACUAUUCGAUAUGUUGGAAUUUUCCCGACAACAUUUGAAGAAGGGUCAUGCCUCCAUUAUGUGGAAAGAUAAAACAUUUAAUUAUGCUUACUUUCUGUGGUUUGAAGAUCAAUCGACUGGGUCCUCGAAAUCCAUUGAUUUAGAACGCCAUUUAAAUUUACCCUCCGCAAAUGCAGCUAACUCCUUCAAACCAAAUUUUGAACCUGGCCUGCUGGCUGGUGAUUAUUAUCAACUGCUCACUGAAAUAUGUUUCCCUAAAACUCCUGUACACAAGAUUAAAUGUUAUGAAUUAUUUUGUGUCCAUUUGGGUUUGGUUACAGCCACUUGUGCAGUUGAACAUUCCAGACGACUGGUGGCCACUAUUGCUGAUGUCGUGGGUGAUGAUGCAUUUUAAGUGGG
Musca vetustissima is the source of this 1853-nucleotide messenger RNA. RefSeq names its product BLOC-3 complex member HPS1 (gene HPS1). Gene Ontology annotation, molecular function: guanyl-nucleotide exchange factor activity. Lineage: Eukaryota; Metazoa; Arthropoda; Insecta; Diptera; Muscidae. The coding region runs from base 58 to 1848 and encodes 596 amino acids. Gene Ontology annotation, biological process: vesicle-mediated transport. The record is from RefSeq and is a predicted model, not a curated record. Gene Ontology annotation, cellular component: BLOC-3 complex. The transcript has a single exon.